Messenger RNA from Loa loa (African eye worm), 747 nucleotides. Its product is annotated as strictosidine synthase. The record is from RefSeq and is a predicted model, not a curated record. The coding region runs from base 1 to 747 and encodes 248 amino acids. Gene Ontology annotation, biological process: biosynthetic process. Lineage: Eukaryota; Metazoa; Nematoda; Chromadorea; Rhabditida; Onchocercidae. Gene Ontology annotation, molecular function: strictosidine synthase activity. The transcript has 5 exons.
AUGCGAUUCAACCGGAAAAAUCCGGAUUUAUUACUUAUUGCUGAUGCUUAUUAUGGAUUAUUUGAAGCAAACAUUCAAAAUGAGACGAUAAAACAAAUUCUAAAGCCUGGAACUAAAAUAUCAGAUGGUUUAUCUUGGCCAGUUGUUCAUUUUAAUGAUUUUGAUAUUAGCCAAGAUGGACGUCAUGUUGUUUUUACUGAACCAUCUCACCGUUUUGCUGAUCGUGAUUUUUUGUAUGCAAUGAUUGAACAUAAAGCAGAUGGGAGAUUAUUGCAUUACAAUAUGCAUACAGGUGUACUUCAUGUACUGAUUGAUGGUUUACAUUAUCCAAAUGGUGUAGAAUUUGAUAAGACUGGAAAAUGUGUAUUUUUCUCCGAGAUGGGCAAUCUACGAAUACUUAAGUAUUGCUUUAAUUAUAAAUCUAAGAAAUAUACGAUUGUAGCAAGUAAUUUACCUGGAUAUCCAGAUAAUAUUCGAACAGCUAAUAAUGGUAUGUUAUGGGUACCACUUGGCCAAGCUCGUUUAAACGAUGAUUCUUGGAUUACUGAAAGACCAUUUAUAAGAGAUAUCAUCGCAAUGGUAGUAAAAAGUAAUGUAUUGAUGGCAAUUCUUGAUUAUUUCUUUCCCAAAUAUGGUUUAUUACUGCUAAUUGAUCCAAUUAAUGGUACUAUCAUUCGAAGUUUUCAUGAUCCAAGUGGUUUAACUAUCGGUUCAAUUUCACAAGUAAUAAUUUUUUUUUCUCAUUAA